AUAACUCAAAAUGCUGCAGCUUUCAUCGCUUUUGUGCGGUCUGCUAAUAGUCCUAAUAGUCCUUGCCCUGCAAGGAUCUCUUGUAGACUCCCAGGAUAGGAGCGCACCCUACCCGUCCUUGGACAAUUACCAUACGAUCCUCGCCAGGCUGGAGGCAAUGGAAGCAGGGCAAGCCGCCAUGAAAAGGUCCUUGAACAAUGUGGAUGCACGGAUGCUGGUCAAAUUGGAGGCGAUAGAGAACACUCUGGCCAGAAUAGUGAGACAACAAGCAGCUAUUCAAGCAACGCCUCUCAGCAACCACUCCAAAAUCGUUUCGAGGGCCGUGCCACCAAACUUCGAGGGAAUCGCCGGCAGGUAUUUUUACAUCGAAAGAAGUUUAGUGACCACCUGGGCAUCGGCUGUAGCCACCUGUCGUGACAUGGGUGGUUCUCUGGCGACGUUCAGGAACGAAACGGAACUGAAUGAAGUCAGGAAACAUCUGCCCAAUGGAAGCUCCUACUGGCUUGGCCUCAACGAUCGGAAAAAAGAGGGAGAGUUCGUUUCGGCAGCGUCCGGAAAGCCGGCCAAAUACUUCAAGUGGUUUCAAAAUGAGCCCAGCAACACUGGAAACUAUCAGCACUGCGUUUCUUUUUACAACGGAGAAAUGUACGACAUUGCUUGUGACGAGUACUUGUACUUUAUUUGCCAAGACACCGAAUAAUAGAUCAACUCA
Drosophila elegans is the source of this 712-nucleotide messenger RNA. RefSeq names its product accessory gland protein Acp29AB-like. Lineage: Eukaryota; Metazoa; Arthropoda; Insecta; Diptera; Drosophilidae. Gene Ontology annotation, molecular function: signaling receptor activity. The transcript has a single exon. The record is from RefSeq and is a predicted model, not a curated record. Bases 11 to 700 code for a protein of 229 amino acids.